CCGCGGGGCGGCGCGGCUUCACUCGGCCGGACGACCCGGCGCAGCGGCCCGCAGCGCGACACUCCUCCGGAGGAUGGGGCGCAUCAGCAGCGGCACCAGCUGAACUCCGCGGACCCGCACCGGGGCCCGAGGGGACACGACCGCUCGCUCUUUGGGUCACUUUUUCACUUUCUUUUCGCUGUUUACGGUCUUUUCGUUGGAUUUACACCCCCCCCCCCCCUACUACCACCCCCCCGCUGGGAGGCGCGCGCAACCGACAUGCCGUUCGCCAAGCGACUCGUGGAGCCCCGGUCGCUCUGCAGGCGUCCACCCGCCGACGAGGAGGCGCCGCCGGCCGAGGACCUGGUCUCCGUGAGUAACGUGGCUCUGUCCCGGACCCUGCGGCAGCUGUCGGACCUGGCCCGGCACGCGUGCUCCGUGUUCCAGGAGCUGGAGGACGAGCUGGCCGACACCGGCCUGCGGGUCCGCGGGCUGCAGGGCCGCAUCUCCGGGCUGCAGGAGGGCUGCGCCGCGCUGGACCCCAAGCAGGAGGCAGUGCCGGUGUCCGACCUGGACGUGGAGAGCAAGCUGACGUCACACUACCGAUCCCCGUGGCUGCUGCAGAGGAACGCCUUCCGGCCCUCCACCCGUCCGCCAUGUGUGGCGGACCUCCACAGGCAGGCCAGCCUCAGUCUGUGGGCCCCCCACCGAGGUCACCAGAGGAGACGGUCGGGCAGCAGAGAGCGCAGAGUCACCAUCGCCAUGCCGGCGUCGCCCCCCUCCCCCGUCGCCCGGCAACGCAGCGUCACGGAUCUCUCCGCGUUCGAAUCCACCCGCUCCUCCUCCCCCACCGAAUGCUGCCGCUUUUCUCCCUGGAGCAGAAAGGCCGUGACCUUUGACCCCGACUCCGACGAGGUGGCCCUGGGCCACCGGCCCAAGUUCCCUGUCCCCAACACCCCCUCCACCCUGGACAAGCAGACCAACUGGUCCAGAGCGCUGCCGCUGCCCACCCCCGAGGAGCGGAUGAAAAGCAGCUCGCAGGUCGUCAGCUCGUGCCUCAUCCCCAUCAACGUGACGGGCGUCGGCUUCGACAGAGACGCCAGUGUGCGCUGCUCGCUGGUCCACUCGCAGUCGGUGCUCCAGAGGAAGAGGAAGCUGCGGAGGAGGAGGACGGUCGCCGGCGUCCCCCGGCAGGUGCAGCGAGAUCCGGACUCCGACGACUCCCCCGGCUCCAGAGAGCGCGCGGCGAUCGUUCGCGGCCCGGGCGCCGCGACCCACGGCGAGGAGCUGGACGCCCACCUCGGCACCCGAGACUCCGGCUGCCAGACCGAAGACUUCCUGAUCUCGGGAGCCCCGUCUCGGAGGAGGGUCCGGUCCCAGAGGGGCCAGGCCGUCGCCCUCUCCCACUCGGCGGGCGACAUCCUGUUGCUGUCGGCAGACGCCGACGCCAUGAUCCACGGGCCCGUGGGCGGGCGCCUGCGCACCCGCAGUCUGCCCCGGGACGGCGCUAGGGCGGUGCGGGACGGACACAGCGAGGAGGAGGACGAGGAGGAGGAGGAGGACUUCGCGGAGGACUUCCUGCCCGGACCCGGGGAGCUGAUCCUGGCGGACGGAGGGGAGGGCUCUAACCACCGGGCCGCCUCCGACCGCCAGCUGGGCCUGAAGUACAAGCAGCUGGCGGAGAGCCCGGAGCGCGGCUGGAUGGAGAGGACCAGGAAGGCCGGCAUGGGCAGCUGCGAGAUCUCGUCCAGCUCGGACACCUUCAGCAGCCCCGUCCACUCCGUCUCGGCCGCGGGAGUCCAGCUGGACCACAAGGACGACCACCAGUCCUCCAGCGGGAACUGGAGCGGCAGCAGCUCCACCUGCCCCUCGCAGACCUCGGAGACGAUCGCCCCCGCGGCCUCGCCGCCGCUGACGGGCUCCUCGCACUGCGACUCCGAGCUCUCGCUGAACGCCGGCUUCCUGCUGGACCACCUCCAGGGUCUCCGGACCCAGCGGGCGGGCUCCUUCUCCUCCGCCGCCAUGGACAUACUGGAGGAGGCCGGGGACGGCGCCGCCAUGGAGGGCGACUGGAGCUACCCGGACGCGGGGCCCCGGCGGCCCCGGGACUUCAGCCCCGAGCCGGGCCGCGACGCGGAGAGCAGCCUGGGCUGCCCCAGCUUCACCAGCAUGGCCACCUGCGAGAGCAGCUUCUCCGACAGGCCGCCGUCGGAGAAGGCGGACGCCGUCUCGCACUACUCCGUGGACACCGAGGGCUACUUCACCUCCAUGCACUUUGACUGCGGCAUCAAGGGAAGCCGCAGCUUCUCCUACGGCUGCGCGACCCCCGGCUCCGACUCGGACUUCGGCGGCCACGCCAGCCUGGGGAGGCGCUGCCUCUCCUUGAGGAAGCCGAAGGCGAAGCCGUGUCCGCCGAAGAGGAGCUCGUCCUUGAGGAAGCUCUGCGGCGGCGGACGCGCCCUCGACCGGGCGGAACCGAGGGCGUCCUCCAGGGAGCGGAGGCUGCAGCUGGCGCUGUCCGACCCCUCGCUCGUCAGAGAGCCCCUGGAGGUCUGGGGCGUCGGGGGCUCGGCCGACCCGCCCGACCUGGGGGUCUUCGGCGGCACGGACGCGCGGUCGUUCAAGGACGAGGGCGCGGUGCAGUCGGACUACGCCGACCUGUGGCUCCUGAACGAUUUGAAGUCCAGCGACCCGUACCGGUCGCUGUCCAACUCCAGCACGGCCACGGGCACCACCGUCAUCGAGUGCGUCAAGGCGCAGGAGAGCUCCGAGUCGCAGGCCUCCCGCCCCACCUCCCCUUCCCCCCCCUCGACGGAGGGGGACCUGAAGCUGGCGGGCCUGGCCAGCCCGUCCAGCGGGUACUCCAGCCAGUCGGAGACGCCGACCUCCUCCGUCCCCGGCGCCUUCUUCCCCCGGCCGCCGUCGCCGGCCAGCGGCAGGAGGAAGCCGAAGGUCCCCGAGAGGAAGUCGUCUCUCUCGGCGGUGUCGCUGCAGCCGCCGCCCCCCCCGCCCCCCUCCUCCGGCAGGGACCUGGAGCUGCCCAUAAUCCCCCCCUCCCACCUCGACUUGACUGUCAAGUCACCGGCCUGCAGGGCCCCGAUUCAAAUGCCGCAGCAAAACAAGCACAGAGCCCCGGUGUCGCCCGGACCCGCCCCCCCCAUGCUCAUCACAGCCACGGCGCUGCACUCGGUCCGGCUCCGACCCGUCGGCAAGGGCCGCGGGGGGCGCCGCGAGGACGGAGCCGAGGACUCGACCGACGCACUCAGGAGCCCCUGGCGCCUUUGCCGCCCGCCCUCCGAGGGCUCGUGUGAAUCCGCGUUCACCUCCAACGAAGAGCUCUCGGGCGGAGAGGGUCACGGCGAGGCGAGGGGGGGGCGGGAUGAGGAGGCCUCGACAGAGGCGAUGUCUGGGCCGCGGCCGGAGGAGGAGGAGGAGGAAGUCAACGGAUAUGCAGGAGAGACGGAUGAAACACCCGAGGCUUCACAGCUGCAAGGGAGUGAAGAAGCAGAAGAAGGAGAAGCAGCAUCUCUAUCUCACGAAGUUCCCGCAACUGAGGGCCAAUCAGACGCCCCGGAAAGGAGUCCAACCGGCGAUGAAGGCAGCGUAGAGGAGGAAGAGCGUGAGUCGGCCCAAAGCUCCUCUCGGGGCUCCACAGGCGGGGACGAGGAGCGCUUCAGCAAAGACUCCACGUCCUGCGCGGCGUCUCCCUCCAGUGACGACUCCGUGUUUCUGUCCCCCGCCAAGGCUCGGACCACCGAGGACCUGUUCGCCAUGAUUCACAGGUCCAAAAGGAAAGUGUUGGGCAGGAAGGAUUCCGCCGAGCACACGGCGAGGAACCGCCUCGGUGCCGCGUCGGGGUCCACGCCGCCCGGCAGCACCGGAGGCUCCCCGGUCCCUCCGGUGUCGCCCCCCUCCUCCUCCUCCUCGCCCUCCUCUCCCGCCGCCGCCCUGACCCCGCCGAGCCUACACCGGGUCUCCGGACCCAUCUACAGGAGCGCCAAGAGGUCCAGCACCUCCAACGAGGAGUUCAAGCUGCUGCUGCUGAAGAAGGGCAGCCGCUCCGAGUCGAGCUACCGCAUGUCGGCCGCGGAGAUCCUCAAAAGUCCCGUCGCUCCCAAGUCCGCGCCGGACUCCCCGGCGGAGUCGCCGGGGCCCAGCACCGACCCCGACUCGCCCCCGCGUCGGCAGAACCAGUCGGGUCCGGAUCGUCUCUCCAGCCCUUACCCCGGGGCCAACGCCGAGGGCUUCUCCCCGAAAACCUUCGCCCUGUCCCCCGCCUCCAGGCAGAGCCGCCCCAGAAUCCCGCCGCCCGCCAGCAGCAGCCGCUACAGCGCCCGCGGGCGACUGUACCCGGCGCCCAUGCAGGCCAUCUCCGAGGGCGAGGCGGAGAACUCGGACGGAAGUCCUCACGACGACCGCUCGCCACAGAGCUCCACGUAGGGAAAAGCAGACGAGUCGCGAGGUAUGAGAUUUAGUUUACAAUGAACACAAACGGACCAGAAUGAGUUCUAAUAUAUAUUUAAUAAGUGUUUAUAAAUAAUCCUAAUUUGACUAAUCAUGGCUGGUUUUUGUAGAUGUUUUUUGAUUAUUCUUUAAAACUAUUUUAUACACAGUUUGUCUAAAAACUACCCUUGUGAUGUGCACACUCUGCAGUAAGGUAACUUGGGUUCAAUUGCAGCUGCAUUCUGUAGAAAAAUAAGGAUUGAUGAGUACGAAUGAAAAGCAAAAUGUGCUUAUGUCAGAGUCCUGCACGGGUCAGAUCAUAAAAACAAAUCAACAUCCACAGCCGGAAAAAGCAAAUCCUAAAUGAAUAAUAAAAUAACUUCAUACACGUGAGGCUCAGAUAUUAUAUUUUACAACAAAGGCCGGCUGCUUAGCUAGCUAGCUACGGAACAGUUAACUACUGAGCUCAGUCUACAUUAAUGUUAACAUUUAACUUCUUGCUAACUAGCCGUUUUCCUGUUAAAUACUUUAUGCUAAUGGGAAGUGAUAACACAUAUCGCUAGCCUGUUUUGGUAAUAAAAAAAACAGUAUAAAUUCUAUAAAUAUGUGUUCACAUGCGACAGAUUCAUGUGCAUGCUAGCAUUUAGCAUAGGUACCAGCUACGUGUAUGCUAACAUUUAGCAUCGGUACCAGCUAUGUGUAUUGCUAGCAUUUAGCAUAGGUACCAGCUACGUGUAUGCUAGCAUUUAGCAUAAGUGCUAGCUAUGUGAAUGCUAGCAAUUAGCAUAAGUACAUACAUAGCACAUACACCUGCGAUCCUGGUUUUGAGUUUUGCGCAGUACGGAAAUAAAAUCAAGACAAAGUCUGACCCGUUGCAGGAUUUUUAUUGAGUUAGUUUAUGGCACAUUAGCUCUAAAGUCUUCCUUAAAUCUUACUACAGCAUAUUAAAGUUCCACCUGCUGUCAUAUUCUCAGAGCUUUUAUCUUGUACAACUAGAAGUAUAUUGAAUUUGUAACAGUAUGUAUUCUGUGAAUACAUUAGACUCGCACAAUUCCACUAAUCAUUUUCAUACUCCCCAAACGAUUGUCAGGAAAACUAAAUGUGAAAGCCUCGAUACAUCUACUCACACAGAUUGUAUAUUCAACUUUUAAAAGCGUAUUGUAAAUUAAAUCAAAGAUGUCACGCUAUUACGAUAUUUUAAUAAAUUCUCAUGCAAUAAGAAAACCAAGGCCUAAAACACAGGAAGCACUAACUUGACAAUCGUAGCAGGUGGCCAAGUGUUAACAGAGGAGGGCGAAAAAGUGAUCAAAAGGUCUGAGGUUGUGAAGCCGAGAGCUGCAGAAGAACAAAGAGGUCAUGUGUUUGUUUGUGGUUUGCUCGCUCGGUGUGUUCGUGAAUUGUCGAUGGAGGCGAGUGGGAAGUGUUCAGGGGGAUCAGAUCUGCCUUUUAUUCCACUCUCGGGCCAUUAGUGGCCUGUGUGAGGUUUCUGGGGGUUUUACGGAGGACGUCAGGAGUUCAACGUGGAGCUGGUUGAUCAUCUGUGAUGAAACAGAAGCAAGUCCUGGAUUUAGAGACGUGGUUUUAUUCCCCAUCAAAAUACAACGAGCCCUGCUUUCUGUGUGCCAACAAUCAGAAGAUGUUUAUUUUUAUAACUAACACAGAAAAUCCCUCUUGGUUGUUGGAUGAACUCCUUUAAUGCAAUGAAAUGCUGGUUUUAUUAAUAAGGUAUUUUAUUCAGAUAGUUAUUUUCAAAUCAGAAACUUGUUGCAGAGACUAAGAGGCCAAGAACGACUCUACCGACAUAUUUUAUAUUCUUUUUAGGUCACAAGUUAAUUGUAUUGUUAUCUCAAGAAAACAAACUUUGUACAAAUGAAAGAUGUUUGAUGAGCAAAAUAUCCGUAUUAAUAGAUGAAUGAAGCCAAUCAGCUGACACUAAAAAGUAAAUUAUCAAAAGAUUCUAUGUACUAUAUAUAAAGCCUAUAUAUAUAUUUAGAUAGCUAGCAACAGACAGGUUUAUUUAAAACAUGGUUUUCACAAAGGAUACAGAUGAAAUGCGUAUAUAGAAAUUAGAUUUCUUGGACAAUAUUUAAAGAAGCACAAACAAAAAGAAAAUAGCAAUUUCUUUAUUAGAUUUUUGUGUAUUUCAUCAUGUGGUCGCUUACUGCUAUUUAUCCAUUUGGAUACUAUCUGAAAAAGUCUGUCGAAUGAUGUCAGUAAAUCACAGGUUAAAGUUUCAUCUGCGUCAUAAGAUUUCAGAGGAAACAACAUUUUCUCACGAUCUCGUCUCGUUUUUUUUCCCUCGAUGAGGAAAAAAAGUUAACUUGUGAUCUCGAGAUAACGCCGUUAAAAAGAACGAAAAAAAAAAACACUCUCGCUGCACCGAGCUGCUGGUCGAUGGCGUUGAAAGGAGGUCGUCGGCUACACGUGUGUUUCUGGCGCCGCCGGUACUCCGUCACCAUGGAGACGAGGGCGCUCCCUGUAAACACUGCGCUCCUCUCUGGCUCCACCCACGACGCCAUUCCGAACGGUUCCUUCAUCCUCUUCUUUUUGCACUGAUGAAGUGACGUUUGCAGGAGAUGCGUCCGUCUCUCGCUGCACCCGCAGAUAUUUAUAGAGCUGUUCUAAUAAUAUCUCCAGACUGGAAGGAGGCUUUUAGUGACUCGUUUGCAACAACACUCCAGAAGAAGGACGUCGGGUACUUUGUGCUUCUGUUGGCUAUCCGCUUUGUCUUAUUUUCUUUCUUUUUUUUUUUGUACAAAUUUGUGAAUACAAUACUUUUUGGAAAUGUCACAAAGUUUGAAUUGUUUCUUAUGUAAAAAAAAAAAAAAAAAGAAAAAAACAUGUUUUCAAAGUUUACAUUGAUUUCCAACCUCUGUAUAUUUUUGAGCUGUGGAACACUUGGUCUUGUAUUUAUUUUUUAGGGAGCAUUGUGGGAAUCCCAAAUUAAAUCCUAUCGAAGCCGAGCGCUAGCAAAUGUGUAAAAGAAGAUGAAUAAAUGUGACUGCCUUGAAAAUGA
Pungitius pungitius (ninespine stickleback) is the source of this 7438-nucleotide messenger RNA. RefSeq names its product Nance-Horan syndrome a (congenital cataracts and dental anomalies) (gene nhsa). NCBI's taxonomy places the organism in Eukaryota, Metazoa, Chordata, Actinopteri, Perciformes, Gasterosteidae. The transcript is spliced from 9 exons. The record is from RefSeq and is a predicted model, not a curated record. Gene Ontology annotation, biological process: lens development in camera-type eye; cell differentiation. Bases 259 to 4419 code for a protein of 1386 amino acids.